GAUGAAGAUGAGCUUAAUCGCCUUGACCUGAUGGAUUGCUUGAUCACAACAGCAUUGGACGGGCAGCUACACAUAGCUCCAAUUGAGUCAAAUCCGCAGCGUAUCUUGGACCUAGGUUGCGGCACAGGAAAAUGGUGCAUUAAUAUGGGAGAUAUCUACCCUAGUGCCGAGGUCAUAGGAAUCGAUCUGAGUCCCUCCCAACCCAUGAUGGUGCCUCCCAAUGUAUGCUUUGAACUCGAUGAUAUCGAAGAUGACUGGGCCUUUGGCUUCCAAUUUGACUACAUCCACGCACGGUACAUGAUUGGGACGAUAUAUGACAGGUCGAGACUCGUACAGCAAUGUUAUGAAUCUGGCGGAUGGGUUGAGUUCCAAGAUAUGAGUCACUAUGGGAGCGCCCCCAAUAUUUGCAAACCAUCAAGCAGGCAUUCGCUAAAGCGGGUUGAUGGCUGCCAUAAAGCUUUGGGAUCGGGGAGUGCAAUCCAUAACCCUGGAUCUUUCUUGAUGAACCGCAUGCACGAAGCAGGUUUUGUCAACAUUCGCAUGGAGAGAAAGCUUCUUCCUCUAGGUAACUGGAGCGAGAAUUCUUCAUUGACACCGGUCAGUGGAGGUGACAAUCAUCCAGGGGCUGACAGGAAACACUUUGCAAACAGCUUAAGCUGGUGUGGUCUCGAAUCUGAAGGGUUUCAAAACCUUGAUUCAAAUACUCCGAUUGAAUUUCAUCUGGUCUAUGGUCAGAAACGCUGA
Talaromyces rugulosus is the source of this 744-nucleotide messenger RNA. RefSeq lists its product as uncharacterized. The transcript has 5 exons. NCBI's taxonomy places the organism in Eukaryota, Fungi, Ascomycota, Eurotiomycetes, Eurotiales, Trichocomaceae. The record is from RefSeq and is a predicted model, not a curated record. The annotation marks the transcript as partial. Gene Ontology annotation, molecular function: methyltransferase activity.